Molecule: messenger RNA, 963 nt
Organism: Porites evermanni
Lineage: Eukaryota; Metazoa; Cnidaria; Anthozoa; Scleractinia; Poritidae
Source: the annotation of a GenBank genome assembly
UACGAUGAAUACGUACACAGCGCAGAAAGGCAAUCACCUGUUCUUCAAAUCUGGGAGAAAAGGCAGUUGAGGGAUUGUUGUGUUAUUAUAACGUCUAGAGACAUGAAAGGAGAGGGAUUGAAAAGAUCCAGCGAAGCUCAAUUUGAGAUCGACGGUUUCGACCGUAAGCGACAAGAAGUGUUCGCCCGUAGAUUCUUGAAAGAUGAUCAAGAUGUUGAAGAGUUUUUCGAGUACUUGAAACAACAAAGUCUGAAGGAUAUAGCAAAAAUACCUAUUUUGCUUUUAAUGUUGUUGUUGGUUUGGAAGGAAAAGGAUCGUGAAGGACUACCUUCAUCACGGGUGAUGAUUUAUGACCAGUUCAUACAGACUAUGUUUAAUCAUGUGUCAGAAAAACAAGAAAAGGCGGCGGAAAAAGUUGACGACCACAAACAAGAACUCUGUAAAGUAGGAGAACUAGCCUUUGACGCACUUCUACAAGAUUUACUUUACUUUCCUGUCAGUAAACUGCCGGAUCACGUUUUGACUGAGAAACUGAUCGAGGCCGGGUUGUUUCAGCUGCUAAACAUGUCCGCUCUUAACCCGUGCAAAGCCGUGCACUUCAUUCACAAAUCCAUGCAGGAGUUUUUGGCUUCUUUAUUUCUAAAAGAAGAACUGUUAUCUCAAGAAAGUAAAAACAAUUCCCUUUUCAAAGUCGACUCAAUUGAAAAGAUCUUCAAGUUGAAUGAAGUUUUUAAAUUUGUUGCUGAAAUAUCAGAAGAAGCCGCGCGCGAGAUCUUGAUUCAUCUGUUGGAAAUAGCGGCGAAGGAAGCCGGAGAGUACAGCUUCGACAACCAAGCACCGUCAGUCGAAGAUUUGUCAGAAACACAAAAAAAUCUUUUAACUCUAUGUACACAGUUUUUCUUCUACUGCUCAGCAGACACGAGAACAGAACUUUUCCCCACUUUUCUUUCUAAUCUAGGAGGU